Messenger RNA from Armigeres subalbatus, 879 nucleotides. RefSeq lists its product as uncharacterized. NCBI's taxonomy places the organism in Eukaryota, Metazoa, Arthropoda, Insecta, Diptera, Culicidae. The transcript has a single exon. The record is from RefSeq and is a predicted model, not a curated record. The coding region runs from base 1 to 879 and encodes 292 amino acids.
AUGGCUCCGACGGCAUCCUCUUCCAAGAAGGCUCCAGCAAUGAAGACCCUGAAGACAACCCUGCGGUCACUGCUUAACAUGUUCCAGGACAUUUGUGGGUUUGCGGAGAAUUUAAGUGAAGUGACAAGUGCUAGUCAGGUAACGGUUCGGCUGGAGAAACUAGAUGAGUUAUGGGAGAAGGUAAACGAGAUGAUCCUAGACAUCGAGACCCACGAUGACCACGACGAAAAGGAGGACGACUGUUUCAAGCAGCGAUCGGCGUUCGGCAGCAAGUAUUAUGACUUGAAGUCCUUGCUGUUGGACAAGGUCAAGGAGUUUGAGGAACCAGCAGUUCUCAAACAAUCGACCCGAAGCUUGGACACGUCGCACCAACCAAUUGGGGAGCAUGUGCGACUGCCGCGAAUCAUGUUGCAGACCUUCGAUGGCAACAUCGAUGAUUGGCUGACUUUCCUUGAUCUGUUUAUAUCGCUCAUACACAGGAAUGUGGAAUUAUGGGAGGUAGAAAAGUUUCACUUCCUUAAGGGGUGCUUGGCAGGCGAGGCCAAGGCCCUUGUGGAUCCGCUGGUUAUUACAAGAGCAAACUAUCAAAUCGCCUGGGACACCUCGAUGAAGCGUUACAACGACAGUAAGCAGCUGAAGCGGUGCCAAAUCCAGGCGCUUUUCAAACUCCCAAAGCUGACAGUCGACAGUCGAUUUGCAGUCCCUGCUGGAGGGAUUCAAGAGAACUGCUCAAACAUUGGACCAGCUAGUUCAGCCCGCCGAUUACAAGGAUCUGCUGCUUCUGGAUAUCUUGUGCGCUCGCCUGGAUCCAGCGACACGGAGAAGCUGGGAGGAAUUCUCGUCCACCAAGGAGCACGAUACUAUAAAAGACCUGACUGA